Molecule: messenger RNA, 4015 nt
Organism: Oldenlandia corymbosa var. corymbosa
Lineage: Eukaryota; Viridiplantae; Streptophyta; Magnoliopsida; Gentianales; Rubiaceae
Source: the annotation of a GenBank genome assembly
AAUAGAAUACAUCUACAUGUAAUAAACUAGUUACUUGUAAUUUUGUGUGUAAAAGAAGAAAAAAAAAAAAACACUGUACACCAUGGGCUGCUACUCCACAGCCCGCACUCUUUUAUUCUUCGGCCUUUUUCUUUUGUUCUCCUAGGCAGUAUACAUCAUUCGUUGUAUGUGAGUUCAAUUACCUCCAGAUUUUGUUCUGCUCCAUCGAUAAUCUUUGCAGAAUCAACCUUCUUCUCUUAAAUUGGUGUGCGUUUCUCUCUAAUCUGCAUAUAUUUCUAGCAACAAAGGAUGAGUGCAAGGAGGAAGACUCCGUUGCAGAAACACAGAGAAGAAGAAGAGGCCAAAAAGAAGAGGGCCGAAGAGGAAACAGCUAGGUUAUAUCAAGAGUUUGUGGAAUCAUUUGAAGUGGACAAUGCCCCUGGUUCUAAGACGUUUGUUAGAGGGGGACUCAUCAAUCCUAAUGAUAGAGUGAAAUCUGAUUCUGAAGGUCCGUUGGAAAGAAUGACUGCUUUUUCCUUUCAGUAAUUUCAUUGUUUAUAUUUGUUCCAGUUUUUUUACUCGAUGUGGAUACAUGAAUGCUUUCUUUUUACACGAAUGCAUUAAUAAAAAUAUGGGCCUUUUCUAUUCAUUCACGGAUGGCAGGUGGAAUUUCCAAAGAUGAGGGUUCUGGUAUAAAGAAGGGAAGUAGAUAUGUUCCGUCUUUCAUUCCACCUCCUUUGGCUAGUAAGGGUAGAGAAUAUGAGAAAAAGAAAGAAGAGAAGCCAAAGGAAAAGGAAAAAGGGAAGUCGAGAAACAUUGAUCAUUUCAUGGAGGAGCUGAAGCAUGAACAAGAAAUGAGGGAAAAGCGUAACCAAGAGCGUGAACACUGGCGAGAUACCCGUCAUAGUGAUAAUUCUGUUCUAUCUAGUAGGUUUGAUGAGCUGCCAGAUGAUUUUGAUCCAAGUGGAAGGCCUGGAUCAUUUGAUGAUGGAGACCCUCAGACGACGAAUCUUUAUGUUGGAAAUUUAUCACCUCAGGUUGAUGAAAACUUUCUGUUGCGAACUUUUGGAAGAUUUGGUCCUAUUGCUAGUGUGAAGAUAAUGUGGCCUAGGACGGAAGAAGAGAGGAGACGCCAAAGAAACUGUGGUUUUGUAGCAUUCAUGAAUAGGCCUGACGCUCAAGCUGCAAAGGAUGAAAUGCAAGGUGUAGUUGUUUACGAAUACGAGUUAAAGAUUGGUUGGGGUAAAUCUGUGUCUCUUCCAUCUCAAGCACUUCCUGCUCCACCUCCAGGACAUAUGGCCAUCAGGAGUAAGGAGGGUGCAACUGUUAUCUUGUCUGGUCCAUCAGGCCCUCCAGUUACUACUGUGCCAAGCCAAAAUUCCGAAUUGGUUCUUACUCCCAAUGUCCCUGAUAUUACUGUUACUCCCCCGGAGGAUGAUCAUCUCCGUCACGUGAUUGAUACAAUGGCACUUUAUGUUCUUGAUGGUGGUUGUGCUUUUGAGCAAGCUAUAAUGGAGCGCGGUCGUGGAAAUCCGUUGUUUUCUUUCUUGUUUGAGCUUGGAUCAAAGGAGCACACAUAUUACGUUUGGAGGCUGUAUUCUUUUGCUCAGGGGGAUACUCUUCAGCGAUGGCGAACGGAGCCCUUCAUCAUGAUAACUGGUAGUGGGAGGUGGGUACCACCUCCUCUUCCAACUCCCAAGGGCCCAGAAAAUGAAAAGGAAGCUGGAAAUACAUUUGCGGCCGGAAAAAGCAGGCGCGUUGAACUGGAAAGGACACUGACUGAUGCUCAAAGAGAUGAAUUUGAGGAUAUGCUACGUGCGUUGACAUUAGAAAGAAGUCAAAUAAAGGAUGCAAUGGGUUUUGCGCUGGACAACGCUGAUGCCGCUGGGGAGGUAGUUGAAGUUUUAACCGAGUCUCUUACUCUUAAGGAAACACCCAUACCUACAAAAGUUGCUAGACUCAUGCUUGUCUCGGAUGUCCUUCACAAUAGUAGUGCUCCUGUGAAAAAUGCAUCUGCUUAUCGCACCAAAUUCGAAACUACUCUUCCAGAUAUAAUGGAAAGCUUUAAUGACUUAUACUGUGGUAUAACUGGGAGAAUCACUGCUGAAGCCCUUAAGGAGCGUGUUCUUAAAGUGCUUCAAGUCUGGGCAGACUGGUUUUUAUUUUCAGAUGCAUAUGUGAAUGGACUGCGAGCAACUUUCCUUCGAUCGGGAAACUCUGGUGUGGUUCCAUUUCAUUCAAUUUGUGGUGAUGCUCCUGAGUUGGAGCAGAAUGCUAGCCCUGAUGAUAGGGGGAAUAGUGAAAAGAUCAAUCAAGAUGCUGCGCUUGCAAUUGGGAAAGGAGCUGCAAUGAAGGAGCUGUUGAACCUUCCACUUGGUGAGCUGGAGCGGCGAUGUAGACAUAACGGGUUGUCUCUUGUGGGUGGUAGAGAAAUGAUGGUUGCAAGGCUACUUUAUCUGGAAGAGGCAGAAAAACAGAGAGUCUAUGAAGUAAAUGAUGCUCAGAAGUAUGCACAAAAUCAGUCAAGUUCAACGCAUUAUGCUACCAGCAAGAAAGGUGCAUUGGAUGAUAUGGACCCGGUGGGAUUAUCUGGAUGGAGUAAUAACGGGGAUGGCAUGCCACCAAAGGGAAAAGGCAUCACAAAUUUACUCCAAACUAAUUCAAUUCAGCAGGAUCAAAGGCCCUACUCUAAAGAAGCCGAAAGUACAUCCAUCCUGCCAGCCUCAAAGUGGGCUAGGGAGGACAAUGAUAGUGAUGAUGAGCAUAACAGAAGUGCUGGGGAUCUUGGCUUAACUUAUUCCUCUUCUGGAAGUGAGAAUGCUACAGAUGGCUUUAGCAGGAACAAAGAGUUGGAUUUUGCAACUGUAGCGAGUAAUUCAUCACAUGUGGAUACUGGGUUAACUGAAGAACAUAGACAAAAAUUGAGGCGUAUUGAGGUUGCAUUAAUUGAGUAUCGUGAAUCAUUGGAGGAGCAUGGUAUCAAAAGCCCAGAAGAAAUUGAGAGGAAAGUUGCAAUACAUAGAAGACGGCUACAGUCAGAGUAUGGGUUGUUAGAUUCCAAUGAAGAUGCUUCAGGCAAAAAGAGAUCUUCGGAGAGGAGAGAUAGAAGAGAUGAUUCCCAUGAACCUUCAAAGAAGCGUCGGCGUAGCAGGAGUCAAAGCGAUAGCCCCCAGAGAAAAUCUUCCAGCCGAGACAGGGAUAGGGAAAGUGAUCUGAAUAGGGAUAGAGAAAGACGCAGAGAGAGGGAUUCAAGGAGUCAUGAUUUAGAAAGCGGAAGGGUAAGGGAUCGUGAAAAAAGUGGAAGCAGGGAGAGAGACGAUCAUGACAGAGAUAGAGGCAGAGAAAGGGAUAGGGAAAGAAGAAGGACAAAAUGAGCUAGUUGGCCAUUUGAAUGUGGUGUACGAUCAUGACAGAGAUAGAGGCAGAGAAAGGGAUAGGGAAAGAAGAAGGACAAAAUGAGCUAGUUGGCCAUUUGAAUGUGGUCCAUUUGCUGCCAAAGCCCAUUUCCUGGUUUUAUUUUGAUUGGGAAAGUCUGAAAUGCGGGUAAUUGUCUAGACUUGAGAGCUGCUUUCGCAGUUUUGAAACUUAGGUGGGGAAUGAUCUGCCAUAUCCAAGGUACAACAAACCUUUUAGAGUGUCUGUACAAUGACAAUUAAGUUGGAGCACUUUCUAUAGCGAGAAAAAUCUUUUGAAGAACAUUGUAGAUCUAGUGGUGUCAUUAACACUUGCUGAAUGCGCUUUCCCAUGGCCAGUAGUUUAAGUGAGACUUCUUUAUUGAACAGUAACAGGUAGAUUCAUGUGCUCCUGCUGUUGUGAACAUUUAUUAGUAGUCUCGUGUAUGUGAAAGUUUUGUUCUAAAUGAGAUGUUUAGAACAAAAAACGGUUGUGUUCGAUGCAAAUCCUUUCUUUAUUCCUUGUUAAUGCCUUGUUCUAUAGGUCCAAUGGAUUUCAAUCAAAAUACUUAAGGGAAUCUGAAUCUAAGUUUAUUAAUUUGUAAUCCUUAUGUUGUUUUUGGUCCAUCUAUUAUGAUGCAGAU